AUGCCGGCGCUGGCAAGAAAAUACACCGCGCAGAGCUCCUAUCCGGCGCUCGUGAAGGAAGCUUCCAAAACUGAUCUUCUAGAAGAGGAAAGUGGUGUUGACCAUAGGGCCGAGGUCAGGCGACUAAGGAGCAGGAUUCAAGAAUUGGAGCAGAUUAUGAGGCAGAAGGAGUACGACUGGCGAGACGAAGUGGAAGACCUCAGAGACCGUCAACUUCUGGAAUACCGCGGUUGGCAGAAGGACCUACGACAAGUGGAGAAGAGUUUGGAAAUUGAAGUUGCCGAGCGGCAGAGGCAGCAACGAGAGCUGGAUUCAAAGUAUGCGGGGUUGGAAGACAAGUUGAAGCUGGUUGAAGCGGAAAGCAAGGCUAAGGACCGCAUGAUAGCCAAGAUGACCAAGACCCACAAGGAUAAAAUCGCCGAGCUUGAUAAGAAGUUGGAAUCGCAAAGGUUGGAGAUUGGCGCUGCUUUUGAAUCGAAAGUGAGUCUGGAAGCCAAAAUGCAGGUGUUGCAAAGUCAAGUAGACAAUCUACAACUCCGCAACGAGGACUUGCUACUGAAGAAUGAGAGCUUACAGCGUGAAAAUGAGAAUUUGAAGAAACAACAAAUGGAGCUGGAUCAAUCAAAGAGACAAGAGCUGGCAGAUGUUGCCGAUAGCAUUGUGGCAAAGCAGGGAAACACAAAGCUGCAGCACGACGAUCAUUUCAACACGGAUCAUACGCCCACGACACCGAUAAGAAGAGGAAAAACAGUAUACAAAACGGGUGGCGGCGAUGAUAAUCCCCAGCUCGCACCUGUGGGAGAAACCCUUGGAGGCGAUACGGCGUUUGCACUAAGCGACCCCUUCAUAGAUCGCCGGUUUGCACCUAAUCUCGUCUUGUCUCCAGUGACACCAAAGACCCCUGCAAGCUCAACAAACGACUUUGGUCAUUUAUGGCGGCACGUCGGUGAAGGUAUUGACAGUAACGGUCUGACUGCCCUCUUGGUGCGAGAUUCCCGCAACCUUGACGUUGUCACUGAAUAA
Messenger RNA from Lodderomyces beijingensis, 1023 nucleotides. The record is from the annotation of a GenBank genome assembly. NCBI's taxonomy places the organism in Eukaryota, Fungi, Ascomycota, Pichiomycetes, Serinales, Debaryomycetaceae.